CCUUCCCCGAUCUCCUCAUGGCGGCCCGGGCGAGGGCGGCGGCGGCGGCCCCGCGGUGAGCGGCGGGGAGCGAGGCUGGCGCUGGUCGGGCUGCGGCGGCGGCGGCGACGGCGGCGGCCCGCGGCCCCCCGGCGUCCGGGACGAUGGUGAAGUACUUCGUGGGGCAGAGCCUGCUCCGCAGCUCCUGGGACCAAGUCUUCGCCGCCUUCUGGCAGCGCUACCCCAACCCCUACAGCAAGCAUGUCCUCACGGAAGACAUCGUGCACCGGGAGGUGACCCCGGACCGGAAGCUGCUGUCCCGGCGGCUGCUGACCAAGACGAGCAGGGCCCCCCGCUGGGCCGAGCGCUUCCUCCCGGCCAACGUGGCCCACUCCGUCUACAUCCUGGAGGACUCCAUCGUGGACCCAACCAACCAGACCAUGACCACCUUCACCUGGAACAUCAACCACGCCCGGUUGAUGGUGGUGGAGGAGCGAUGCGUUUACCGGGUGAACCCCGAGAACAGCGGUUGGACCGAAAUCCGCCGGGAAGCCUGGGUCUCCUCCAGCUUAUUUGGAGUGUCCAGGGCCGUCCAGGAGUUCGGCCUGGCCCGCUUCAAAAGCAACGUGACCAAGACCACCAAGGGCUUUGAGUACAUCCUGGCUAAACUGCAAGGCGAGGCUCCUUCCAAGACGCUGGUGGAAACGGCCAAGGAAGCCACCGAGAAGGCCAAGGAGACGGCUCUGGCCGCCACCGAGAAGGCCAAGGACCUGGCCAGCAAGGCGGCCACCAAGCAGCAGCAGCAGCAGCAACAGCAACAAUACGUGUAGCCCCGGGGGACCUCCACCCCCAGCCAAGCCACAAGCAGACCUGGCCCGCCCCCCACCAGAAUCUAUUUUUUUUAAUUCAAUACUGUCUCCCGUAAAGACUUAACGCUUCGAUACUGUCUUCCCUAAAGACUUAAUGCCGUGUCCGUGCCCUCCGUGUCCUCCCUCUCCCCAGCCAAAUACCGUCCGAGUUGUAAUUUAUCAUUAAAAGAAUCACCUCCCACUA
This is a messenger RNA of Ornithorhynchus anatinus (platypus), 1032 nucleotides long. It is a transcript of the gene PRELID1, whose product is annotated as PRELI domain containing 1. Lineage: Eukaryota; Metazoa; Chordata; Mammalia; Monotremata; Ornithorhynchidae. The record is from RefSeq and is a predicted model, not a curated record. Gene Ontology annotation, biological process: phospholipid transport. The coding region runs from base 144 to 809 and encodes 221 amino acids. The transcript is spliced from 5 exons. Gene Ontology annotation, cellular component: mitochondrial intermembrane space. Gene Ontology annotation, molecular function: phosphatidic acid transfer activity.